Molecule: messenger RNA, 441 nt
Organism: Cercospora beticola
Lineage: Eukaryota; Fungi; Ascomycota; Dothideomycetes; Mycosphaerellales; Mycosphaerellaceae
Source: RefSeq, a predicted model, not a curated record
AUGGCACUAGUCGCUAGUCAUCGAGACAUACGGCCAAGCAGAUACUCCUUCGCCGAGAAGUGCUACCGUAUGACACAUAGCAGUACCGGCCUCCCAACCCACAAGACCACGCCGAAGACCAUCCAAUGGACUCAGCGCCUGCCAUCACGACCUUGCGAAUACGAAGACUUCCUCGAAACAUCGCUCGAGGACGCAGUGAGUAGACUGCUCUCCGGUUCUGGCUCAGCGGCCGAAGAAGUCGAACUUGGUUACAAUUACGACAGCAUCGAACAUGUUCUUCCUGGAACAAUUGUGCACGUCCAAGCACAGACUUUAAACUAUGAAGGCAAGACCUGGAUACAAGCUUCGAUCUCUGGGCAGAGCGCUUCAGGUGACGUGAGGCUCUACGCCUAUGGAAAGUGGGUGCUUGCAAAGACAAAGAAGCAUCACUACCUCUACUGA